Molecule: messenger RNA, 1161 nt
Organism: Brassica napus (rape)
Lineage: Eukaryota; Viridiplantae; Streptophyta; Magnoliopsida; Brassicales; Brassicaceae
Product: protein LURP-one-related 14-like
Exons: 3
Coding region: 374-1000 (208 amino acids)
Source: RefSeq, a predicted model, not a curated record
UAGGAAAUCUGUGGUCCGGUUUUGUGUCCUGGGAAUCUGAUUGAACCUGGAAAUAGCAGAUUGCUUAGUUAUUUUGUUUCUAUAUUUAAGGAAUUAGUUUAUUUUUGGGUUUACAAUAUAGGGUUGAGAAUAAAACUCUGAUUUCAUAACCAGAGAAAGUAACAACACCAAUUUUGAAAAGUUGCAAAAUUUGUUUUCUAGUUGAUAUAUUUCAAAAGAAAAUGUGAAAACUGUUCUUGACAAAUUAUCAUCAUAAGGAGAGGAUUAUCAAGGGCUCUAAAGCAAAGAGCCUUUCAUAAUCUUUUGCAACCUUCUUCUUCUUCUUCUUCUUCUUCUUCUUCUUCUUUCUUGAGUUUAUUCAAAUAUAGAAUCAAUGCCAAAGAACAAGAAAACAGAAUGGCAAGUAGGAGAUCCUCCCAUAAGCGUAGUAGGCGACCAAUUCUGUAAUCCAUACCCAAUGGAACUAAUGGUGAAGAGGAAAGUUAUAAACUUCUCAAAAGAUCAUUACCAAGUGGUUGAUCCUAGUGGGAAUAUCCUCCUGCAAAUUGAUGGACAAGCUUGGGGGUUUAACCGUAAAAGGGUUAUGCGUGAUCCUGCUGGUUUCAUAGUCCUCACAAUGCGCCAAAAGGGGAUUAGGUUGAAGAGGAAAUGGGAAGUGCAUGGAGGAGAGAGCAAAGAUAAAGAAGACUUGCUGUUCACGGUACAGCAAUCUUCAGCCAUGUCGUUGAAAACAUCAGUGGAUGUUUUCUUGGCUGAGAAUAGUAACAUCAAGAAGAGCAGUGCUUGUGAUUUUCAUGCUUCAGGUGGAUACUCAAAUAUCUCAUUCAAAGUUUUCAAAUCUGAUGCUCUCAUCGCCGGGGUAGGGGUUACGCAUAAGUUUACAUGGGGAAGUUACUGCAAAGGGAAAUACAACUUUAGUGUUAGUGUAAAUCCAGAAGUGGAUUAUGCUUUUAUCAUUGCUUUGCUUGUUAUGGUCGAUGACAUUGAGAAUUUGUGUUAAAGAGUAUCUGCUUACUAUAUUAUAUUGUCUGAACGAACACUUAUUAUUAUAUGUAAAUAAAUAGAAGCAAAUCUCCAUAGAAGUAAUGAGAAGCAGAGCAAAUGUAGUCUUUUGAUAUCAAACAAACCAAUUUUGAACAAACCUCUUAAGAAACUCAUAAC